AUGCCUUACGUACCUUCGGUCGCGACUGGGACUUCCGAGUCUGCGCCUCUUACCGAUCCUUCAGCCGUACAGGCGUUGCUGGAACAGCUGAGAACUUCGCAGGCAUGGCAGCAAGCCAUCACGCAACCUCAGCCUGAGCAAGAACCCCCAGAGGUACCCGUUUCGGACACCUCUGAUGCAGGCGCAUCGCAUUCUGUCGCAUCUCUUCUGUCGCAGUUAAAGCAGCCUUCCGGCUGGCCGACCACUGCACCGGUGCCGUCGGAACCAUUUCGAGAGCCAACUUCACAACAAUACCGAACAAAGUCGUUCAGCGCGCUUCAGGAGCCCUCGGUGCCUCAUAUAGAUGUAACGACGCCCCCGAUGCCUGCGGCAAUCCCACAGCGCGCAUCAACGUCUCCGAACCCUGAGUUGAAGUCGUAUAGCUUUCUACAAGCACUGCCUAUUCUCGCCCAGAUGUCCGAGAACCGCGACUUUGUUGACGCGCUCGUGAAGCUCAAGGGGGACCAAGAUGAGCUAGAGCGAAGGCUGUGGAACGAGAGGGCAUCAAUCAGGAAGAAAUAUGAGGACAAGGUAAAAGUUGCCCGAACAAAAGCCAACAUGAUCGGAGCUGGUCUCUCGAAACAUGAUGCCGAUAUGAUGUCAACCGCAUACAAGAACGAACUACGUAAAUUCGAUCUGGAAAGGGUUUUGCCAGCCUGGGACGGGCUAUUAUCCAACCAGCAAACCGCGCUCGCUUCAUUGGGCGUCCCGACUAUGUUCGCUACGACCGCCAAGGCCACGAGAGAGCGCCAGCAAAAGGUGAUGCAGGUGCUGGAAGGGCUCUUGUAA
Molecule: messenger RNA, 828 nt
Organism: Pleurotus ostreatus (oyster mushroom)
Lineage: Eukaryota; Fungi; Basidiomycota; Agaricomycetes; Agaricales; Pleurotaceae
Exons: 6
Coding region: 1-828 (275 amino acids)
Source: RefSeq, a predicted model, not a curated record